CUUCUCCACGUCGGCCUGAUGCGCAGAUUUGCUCUUUUUCUGUUGAUUACCGAGAAAAAAACACAUUUCAACAGUUUUCCGCAGUUACCGAGCGGGGAGGACUAACGCGUGGACUGUUUUGACAGUAUGGAAGGCAGACGUGAUGGGAACAAGCAACAUAAGUGAGAUAGGAAAUGUUUAUUCUCUAACUGAAUUUCUGUAAGUGGAGUAAAUUGUCUGGAUGCCUGUUCAGUGUCAGGGCGCACGGCGCGCGCACUUUGAGCGACUGUUUGCGCGUGAGUGAUAUCGUCCAGUCUCAGCGGAUCGUCAGAGGCAGUCGCGCUCCUGGAGGAGGAUGCCUUCCCUGCACCACGGAGCGAUCUUCGUCGGAGCCUUCCUCAUCGUGACCGGGGGCUCCACGGCCUUCAUGAACAAGCCCGAGAACCGCAUGCAGGCGUUCUCGCUGUGCUGCGUGGUGCUGGGGGUGGUCAUGCUCAUCCUCGGGCUCUUCUGGGCGAUGAACAGCAAGAACGCCGGCAACUACAACCACGGCGAAUUCGACGCGGAGUGUCCACACUAUCCGUACAACGACUACCCGAACUUCGGCGGCCAUGCCCUCUUCACACCCAUGGGGAGCCGCUUCCCAGAGUCCCAGUCGGUGUUUCUGCCCAGGACGAUGGAGGGCCACAGAUACGGCGCGCGGGGCGAGGACUGCGACUACCCUCCCAUGGACUCCGGUGGGUUCAGCCCGGCGCCCGACCCCCCCCCGUGGCUGGGACCCCCGCCUCCGUACGAGGUGGCCAUCAAGACCACGUGCAGCUCCACGCAGCUGCGCCGCGCCUACUCGGACACGCACCUGGCGUCGGAGCCCCUGUUCGGACGCUCCAGGGAGAUCAGCUUCGAGGUGUGACGCUGGACGCGCUGCUGGGAUCUUCUUCAGACUCUCAAAGCAUGCUCCUUCCACUGGACCCAGCAUGUUUCUCCUCCCGUGGCCUGUAAUUACAAAGCAGGUGUCAGUAUAAUCAAAUACUCCAUAUCGAAGUCGAGCUGUGUGGCUUGACGACAUGUCUCUGGGUUACUAAAAUGCCUUAACCUGUUUUAGUAUUUAGUUUAGAGGGAGAACCUUGACACGCUGUUUUGGAGGAGCCUGAUUGGUUUUAUUAUCUGUCAUCAUCUCCUCGCACUGAUGCAGUUCAUGUAUUUGGAGGGGGUUCGAACCGAGACUAUUUAACUCAGUGACUCCUCCAAGAGUUUAGCUCAGUGUUCCGUAAAUGAUGGCUCGUAUCAAGCUAUCGAUCACACGUAGUACACGCUCUAUAUUGUAUCACAGACGUACUUUACCCAAAGCUACAUUAUGUAUUUGUCUCCAGGUAUAUUUAUUAGCUGUAAUUAUUUAGGAAUAAAAUACAGAAGAUGUUUUUAAAUUUGAAUUAUUCCACGUCUGUGUUAAAGCUGAGCUUUAUUACAUGUUGGUCGUCUGUAAUGGCAGGAUGUUGCCUUAAAACGAAUCAGGGCUUUGGGUCGAGUUACCUGCUGCAUGCAGUUAGUUUGCAUCAUCAUUUACUUAUUGGAUUAAAAGCACAAUAAACCAAAUCAGGAAGCUUUGAUGUAGAUGCUCUGGGUGACACAGAUCCGUUUCAGCCAGAGUUUUCUCAUUUUUGUAUUUCUAUUAGACACGUUGAAUGCAAUGUGCAAGAGAAGCUAAACUUGUUCUGAGGAAGGUGAUGCACAUCAUACUAAAAUCAUAAACCAUGUUUAUGCAUCUCCAUUAGCCGACAGAUGUGAGAUGAUCAGCACAUUCUUUGAACCACUCUUCUCAGAAGCUGCCUUAUACCCUCCUUUACCUGACCCCACUAUAAAUUAUAAUGUAACUGAGGAAAUGAUUGAAUUUAAAUUAAAUUUAAAUAACAUGUAGCAGUAUAUAACGCAGAACAAUAAUGAUUAUUUAUGUAGUUUUUUAUUUAUUUCUUCUGUUUGAGUUUGUUUCUAAGAUCCAGAAGAAUUAUGUUGUAGUACUUUUUGUUUCUUGUUCAUUGUGAUGGAUGAUAUUUAUAUUACCAGUCAUGUACACCUGAAUGAAAGCUUGUGAUCCUGACCUCAGCUGGGAUGUGAUCACCACCAA
Messenger RNA from Betta splendens (Siamese fighting fish), 2101 nucleotides. RefSeq lists its product as uncharacterized. NCBI's taxonomy places the organism in Eukaryota, Metazoa, Chordata, Actinopteri, Anabantiformes, Osphronemidae. The record is from RefSeq and is a predicted model, not a curated record. The transcript is spliced from 2 exons. Bases 335 to 889 code for a protein of 184 amino acids.